CUAAUUUUUUUCCUACUUUUCCAGCCUUUUCCAAUGUGAUGCAAGCCAUGACACACGUUCGAUGGAAUUCCGUCGAAGAAUUAAUUGGUAAACAAGGCAAGGCAUGCCGUUAGGAAGUCUAUAUAUAAUAACUCUGCUUCCCUCAGCUCUUUACUCAACUUGGCAUUUUGUCGAACAAGUAGCCUUCAACCGAACUUCGGAGAAACAGAAAUGGCGGUACCAGAGAAGGGAGUAAAAUUGCUGGACUUCUGGAUGAGCCCUUUCGGGCAGCGAUGUAGGAUCGCGCUAGCGGAGAAGGAGGUGGAGUAUGAGCACAAGUUGGAGGAUCUAUCAAAGAAGAGCGAUCUAUUGCUGAAAUCAAACCCUGUGCACAAGAAGAUCCCCGUCCUUAUCCACAACGGGAAAUCCAUCUGCGAGUCCCUCAUCAUCGUCGAAUACAUCGACGAAGUCUUUCCCGGCAAAACCAACAUCCUCCCAUCAGAUCCCUACGCGCGAUCCCAUGCCCGAUUCUGGGCCGAUUUCGUCGACAAGAAGGUCUAUGACAGCGGAUCUAAGCUGUUGAAGUCAAAAGGCAAGGAGCUGGAGGAGGCGAAUAAGGAGUUGAUCGGGAUCUUUAAGACGCUCGAGACGGAGCUCGGCGAGAAGAAGUACUUCGGCGAUGAUGCUUUCGGUCUGGUAGACAUCGCGUUCGCGCCAUUCACGUCGUGGUUCUACACCUUCGAGGCCUUUGGUGGCUUCAGCGUUGAGAAGGAAUGCCCCAAGCUGGCGGCGUGGGGGAAGCGCAUCAAGGAGCGGGAGAGCGUUGCCAAAUCUCUGCACGAACCAACCAAGGUUUACGAUUUAUUCUGCGAGAUCAGAAAGAAGUUCGUGGACGCGUAAAAUUCGAUUGUAAUGCUGAUGGGUUUUAGAUUGUUUUGAAUAAGUAUAAUCCCGCUUCGGAUUUUUCUUUAAAUAAAGUUGUUUUGUUAUACUAA
Molecule: messenger RNA, 974 nt
Organism: Dendrobium catenatum
Lineage: Eukaryota; Viridiplantae; Streptophyta; Magnoliopsida; Asparagales; Orchidaceae
Product: glutathione S-transferase U24-like
Exons: 2
Coding region: 211-879 (222 amino acids)
Biological process (GO): glutathione metabolic process
Cellular component (GO): cytoplasm
Molecular function (GO): glutathione transferase activity
Source: RefSeq, a predicted model, not a curated record